AGAGAGACGCGUCUCCCUGAAGCAGCUCAGGUUGACUGAGCGCUUCCACGUCCUCCAGCUUCUUAGAUUGUUUUGUUUCUUUUUGGGGAGAUGAUGGGAACAUCCGACUGGUUCUGGAGGAUUGUUGAGUUGAUUUUAACUUAAUAAAAUGAGAGAAAUGUAGCUCCAGACGUUCAGGAGCAGAUGGAUUAAGAGCUCAGACUCACCUGCUCCAGAUGUCGCUGUCUCUCCUCCCGGUCCUGCUGCUGACUCUGCGCGCGGCUCUGGUGGACGGUGUGGCCGCCGCCGCGCCUCGCACUUUCGCGGACACCGACCCGAUCACCGGCGCGCCCCUGGAGUGUGAGCGCUGUCCGCCGGGCACGUACCUCCGUGCGAGCUGCACGUCGACGCAGAGGAGCAAGUGCGAGCCGUGUCCCUCGGGCUCCUUCACCGAGCUGUGGAACUACAUUGGGAAAUGUCUGAGGUGCGGAGUUUGUGGACAGAAUCAGGUGGAGAAGACGUCCUGCUCCGCCAGCAGCGACUGUCAGUGCGAGUGCAAACAGGGAUAUUACUACAAGCAGAAGUACGACAUGUGCCUCCCGCACAGCGCCUGUCAGUCCGGCCUGGGAGUCCUGACGACAGGAUCCCCCGAGGAGGACACGGUGUGCUACGCCUGUCCCAACGGCACCUUCUCUGACGUCAUCUCGGCUCAGCAGAACUGCACGGAGCACAAAACCUGCGGCGCCGCCGGCCAGCAGCUGCUGCUGAAGGGCUCCAGCUGGCACGACAGCGUGUGCACGAGCUGCCAGUCAACAGACGGAGCCGACUACCUCAAAGAAAUCGUCCCGGCCUUCUUCGUUCACCAGAAAGUGCACAGCAGGCGACUGCGUCAAAUCCUGAACCGGCUCCCGUCUGAGGACGGCAGAAGAGUCGGAGCGUCGGCGGGCCUCAGUGCCUCCGAUCUUCAGGAACGGAUCAACAGCUGGGUCUCCGCUGCCACAGCCAGCCAAAUGCGGCAGCUUCCGGCCAUGCUGAAAAGAGCGGGAGCAGCCGGCGCUGCAGACAAACUACAGAGCAAACUGCAAAGACUCGACAACCAUCUGACCGAGAGGUGUCUGGGGAACGAGGUGGAGGCAGUUUUAAUGUCAGUAGUGAGUGAGUAUUGACCUGUUCAGGAGACACUGUCAGCACACCCUGCAUUAAUUAAAGGACAAUACCGCCACAAUUAGAGUAAUAGUUCAUUUACUUCUGUCUACAUCUAGCUAGCUCAUUAGAUCAUGUGUCAGUACAUUUCAGUUCUUGUUGUCUUUUCUCUUAAAAUAAUGCCCAAACAAUCCGAAGGUUGUGUCCCCCAGCUGUCCUGUCUAGCUUAAAUCUAAGAAGAAAUAAAAUGUUAUAAUAAAACUAUGCAACAUGAUAUGAGGACACUUCAUUUACACAGGAAUAAAAUAAUCUAAUCUAAUAUGAAGAAACAUUAGAGAGCAGUUUAUAAUCCUCGUAGAGAUCACAGCGAUCAUGUGUGAACCUUUUUGUAUAUAUUUGUGCUCUUGGCUGCACAACUGACGCUUAAAACGAAAGAAGACGAAAGCCAGAGGAAACGACAGGUGUUUCCCUUUCUAGUAUAAAGAAGUGUUAGCCUGCAGUAUAUCUACCUCUUCCUAUGUCUGCAUUUCACACUGAGAGUUUAAUUUAUUUCACUAUUUAUAAGAGGGUAAGUUCCUGAGGAUCAGUGCAUAUGUUUGGCAUGUUUUAUACAUAAAGAUUGAAUAUUGUUUUAUGCAAAAGUUUUUGCAUGUGUGGCUGCUUUGAAUGACCCUCAAAUAAAAGAAGAUCGCAAAAUGUAA
Molecule: messenger RNA, 1823 nt
Organism: Acanthopagrus latus (yellowfin seabream)
Lineage: Eukaryota; Metazoa; Chordata; Actinopteri; Spariformes; Sparidae
Product: tumor necrosis factor receptor superfamily member 6B-like
Exons: 4
Coding region: 216-1145 (309 amino acids)
Molecular function (GO): protein binding
Source: RefSeq, a predicted model, not a curated record